UGCAUGGUUGUUCGUUGCUUCGGUCAGCUUCACGAUAAAUAUAUAUUAGUAGUUGUUUUGUUAUUGAUUAAUAAUACGAUCUUACUGAUAUGAGGUCAUUAACAUUUGAUUAAAUAUAUAUUUCUGCGCUUCUUUAAAACAUAAUCAUGGAAAUAGUUACUCCAGAAAGUCGCCAAACAACCCCUGCACUCCCUCUUUCUGCCCUCCGCCUUGUGGUGCCACCCCUGCGACUAAUGUCUGCUUUUCUGUGGCAAGUGGUUCAGCGUCACAAUGUAACACAAUAUGGGAAACUGGAGCAGUUUGUUAUGCUGGUGUCAGAAGCAGUUCCAGACAUCAUGAGUCAAAGUCUAAUUAAUAAGCUGGUCUUUCACUUGCGGAAAAAGGUGAUCUUAGAGCUCUGUUUUAAGGACAAAACUCCUGACCGCUGGAUUAUUCAAGCACAUUUGGACACACUUCGUAACCUUACUUAUAAAUGCAAAGAUGUUGAAAGUGAAAUAAUGAAUACCAAAUUCAUAAGGAUGAUCCAUAACAUCUUGGAGGAUGCAACCAAGAGAGAGAACUUUUUUCAGAAUGUCUUUCCUGUAGAAUAUGGUUCUGGGUAUGACGCGGUGCUACAGAGCUUGGCAUGGGAGUUCCUAACUCGAGUAGAGGAACUCCUGCCUGUGCCAAACCUUAAAGAGACAGCCUCAUGGCUCUGUGGUGCCUUGUCUGCCAUGGAGGACAUCGUUCAGCCAUUAUCUGAUCCAGCAGAGUUAAGGGAUGUGCUACAACACUUCAAAACCAGGAGACAUGGCAAUAGAAAUGCAGCCGUUCACUCAACAACAGAGGUUGUUUGUUUACCCCUCCCUUCCGAUGGAGGAACUGGUGGAAUAUUACCUUCCAUUUCAUCUGAACAAGAAGCAGUAUUACCUGCCAGUUCGGUUGCACAAGACAAAAUCCCAUCUCCCUCGUCCAUGGCACAAGAGACAAUCAUUAUUACACAAGCCAUCUCAGAAAACCAGUCAGAGUCUGACUGUGCUGCUGCCACUAUAAUGAGUCCAACCCCCAGUGACACAGAGGAGGUGGAGCCUUUAGACAGCAUUGCCAUACCCAACACAGUCAGGGUGGAGGAUGAACUAAAUGAGGAGUCAGUUUGUCAAGAGAACAAUACGGGGAUGUGUGAAUUUCAACAAAUCUACCUCACUGCAGAUGGAUCUACUGUUAUAGUUUCAGAAUUGGACAACGGGGGAGAGGAGACCACUCAGCUGCAGUUUCUGGAGCAGUCAGAUGGAGCGGAGACCCCUGGGGUAAGGGAAAUGAGCAUGGAGGAGUGGAUUUCAGAAAUAGCUGGGAAGGUGAUAUCCCUUCCCAUCUUGCCUUCUACUACUCCUGUGGAGGUCCUCACAGAAGAGACAACAUAUGUUCCUGUUAUUGAAAGACCACCAUCGAUCAAGGCCAUCAUUAACAGGAAGAGUGCUCCGACACAAGCAGUGCUGGGCAGGAAGUCGCUGGCAGUGCCCAGCGAGUCUCGGGCACCUCAGGAGGUGGGCGAGAAGAAGCACGUGUGCCGCGUAUGCAUGAAAGAGUUCCGCUAUGAGUGCCAGCUGAAGAACCACGCACGCACACACACAGGUGAACGGCCGUUCCAGUGCUCGGACUGUGGUAAGCGCUUCCGCUGCUUCAGCUUCCUGUCAAGCCACAUUAAGACGCACUCACUCGCCCGGCCGUUUAAGUGCACCCAGUGCGCCAAGACCUUUCGCAAGAAGGCUGACCUCGUCAAGCAUGCACGUGUGCACACGGGCGAGAAGCCGUACAUGUGCACCGUUUGUGGCAAGAGCUUCUCGCAGGGCUCAUACCUGAAGAUCCACCGCGAAUGCCACACGUCAGAGAGCCUGCACCAGUGCCCGCACUGCGAAAAGUGCUUCCCGACAGCAUUCAAACUGGCCAUCCACGUUCGCUACCACUCCAUGGCGCGCUCCUACCAGUGUAACGUGUGUGGGAAGAGCUUCAUCUAUGCCAGCCUGCUGCGCCGGCACAAGGGCUACCACGUGGGCGAGCGACAGUACCUGUGCUCUGUGUGUGGCAAGGCGUUCGUCUACAUGUUUGACCUGAAGAAGCACCAACGCAACCACGAGAGGCCACGUGCCCGUGUCCCAUGCACUGUCUGCCACAAGACGUUUGCCGGGCCUGAGAUGCUGCGCUGCCACUUGCGCGUGCACACGGGCGAGCGACCGUUCAGCUGCGCUGUGUGCGGCAAGGCUUUCUCUCAGAUUGGCAACAUGAAGCGGCAUGAGCGCGUGCACACGGGUGAGAGGCCCUUCACUUGCACGGAGUGCGGGAAGACAUACAAGCACUCAUCACACCUGAAGAACCACAUGCUGAGCCACACGGGCGAGCGGCCAUGGCGAUGCGCUCAUUGCGGCAAGAGCUUCAAGUUUGCCGCACCCCUGCGCAAGCAUGAGCGCACCCAUCUGAGUGAGCGCAGAGGAUGCGAACAGUCCAGUGGCCGCAAGCGCAGCCAAACCAAAAGCACAUAAAGGGCCGAAGAGCACAAGUUCCUUUCCUACAGCUUUCAAGCUUUUGCGAGACCGAGGUUGGCCUUCUUGUCUGAGUUAGUUAUCAUUUUGAAAACCUUACGUCAGCAAGGUUACCUUGUAGAGGAGGGCAAAGAUGUGCUAUUUAGUUUAGAAGGUGGUGAUGGUGCAAAUGUGUAGCAGCAAGUAGUCAGAUGAGUUAACUUGCAUUGUAAUCUUGCUGGGAUAAAAUGUUGAUAUCCCUGUAUAGGAACUUCAAAGACUCUUAAUUCCAACCAUCACUUAAGAUAUGUGGAAGUUGGUCACAUUAGGACAGCAGUGAGAGGCAUGCACCACAUACCUACCAAGUAUAAGCUUAUAUGAGAUACAUUCAUAAGAUUAAAUAAUUUUGUUGCAAUAUUUAGAUUUAGAUUUACUACAUAGAAAACAUAUUUUCAUACUUUCUCUUGUUCAU
Molecule: messenger RNA, 2967 nt
Organism: Electrophorus electricus (electric eel)
Lineage: Eukaryota; Metazoa; Chordata; Actinopteri; Gymnotiformes; Gymnotidae
Biological process (GO): regulation of transcription by RNA polymerase II
Cellular component (GO): nucleus
Molecular function (GO): RNA polymerase II transcription regulatory region sequence-specific DNA binding; DNA-binding transcription factor activity, RNA polymerase II-specific
Source: RefSeq, a predicted model, not a curated record